Fragaria vesca subsp. vesca is the source of this 1122-nucleotide messenger RNA. RefSeq lists its product as uncharacterized. The record is from RefSeq and is a predicted model, not a curated record. The transcript is spliced from 3 exons. NCBI's taxonomy places the organism in Eukaryota, Viridiplantae, Streptophyta, Magnoliopsida, Rosales, Rosaceae. The coding region runs from base 1 to 1122 and encodes 373 amino acids.
AUGUUGAUGUUUGAUGCUGCCUUGCAAAUCCAAGAUCUGGAAGAUGAGGAUUCACAAUGGGGUGGUUCUUCAGAAGGUUGUUCGUAUACUGCCAGAAACAGAGAGAUCAUGGAUCAACUUCUGAAAGCUCUAUACUUCACGAAUCCAUGCAGGAUGAUGCACGAUGUGGCCAACUACGAUCCAUACUUUGUUCAAAGAAGAGAUGCGACUGGGAGAGUCGGCCUAUCCACUGAACAAAAGCUUACAUGCGCCAUGAGACAACUUGCAUAUGGGGUCACAGCCGACUUCUUUGAUGAUUACAUGGAUAUUGCAGAAUCCACUGCCAUCGAGAUUUUAGAACACUUCACCAGAGCAAUAUGGAAUGUGUACCAUGAGCAUUACCUCCGCCGACCAACACCGACAGAUCUGCGACGGCUUCUCGACAAGACAACAGAAAGAGGAUUUUCGGGAAUGAUUGGGAGUCUCGAUUGUAUGCACUGGCAGUGGAAAAAUUGUCCCACUGGAUGGGGAGGGCAGUAUACUGGCUAUAAGGGGAAACCAACAAUCAUCUUGGAGGCAGUGGCAUCCUAUGAUACUUGGAUUUGGCACGCCUUCUUCGGCCUUCCAGGUUCCCUAAAUGAUAUUAAUGUCCUUGGACAGUCACUUUUGUUUAAUGAUGUGUCUCGUGGUGAAACUCCUCAGGAUGUCGCAGACAAAACAUUUCACAAGGAUGCCAUCAACAAGCAUACAGAAAAGAUGUGGAGAGAGCUUUUGGUAUUCUUCAAGCUUCAAGCUCGUUGGGCAAUCAUAAGAGGGCCAGCUCGUGGAUGGAGCAAGGAGAAUCUUCAGUUCAUCAUGAUGACGUGCAUUAUCUUGCAUAAUAUGAUUGUUGAAGAUGAGCAUGAUGAAGAUGCAGCUGAGCCAUUUGAUCCAAAUGACAUUCCCACCAUACCAAAAAAGGCACAUAUAUAUGACAGAAUCCCUGAUCAAGACACCUCUGUUCAUCGCAAUCCGAACCGGCUAAAUCAAUUCAUGUGUCGCUAUAGGGAGGUAAGAUGUCCAGUGAUGAAUAAAAACCUCCAAGAUGAUCUAGUUGAUCACCUGUGGAGCAUGAAGCUGCAAGCUGAUGAGAAUGACCAGUGA